Molecule: messenger RNA, 640 nt
Organism: Radiomyces spectabilis
Lineage: Eukaryota; Fungi; Mucoromycota; Mucoromycetes; Mucorales; Radiomycetaceae
Exons: 1
Coding region: 138-389 (83 amino acids)
Source: RefSeq, a predicted model, not a curated record
CAAUGAACCACGGAUAAUCCAUAUCGAUUCCAUCAAUGUCUGUACUUCUGCCUGAAAUCUUUUUAAGACUCUGAAGAUUUACCCGCAAAUAAAAACAAGCACGUAAAAAGUAACUGGAUAGAAAUGCAUGUUUCCUUAUGGGGUUGAUGGUAAUUUUUAGAAAAAUCUUAUCUUACACUAUUGCAUCUAUCGUGCCGCUGCUUCAUUCCGGCGUGAGCGCCAUGGGAAGUGACCUACCGAUACCGCUUGAUAAAAAAUUCGCAGUUUGUUUUAUUAUCUAUUUACAUGAAGCUCAAAGGUACAGAAAUACGUUCACCCAUGGUCAAUAUCUGGCAUUAUGGCAGCGACAGUCAUGGCGGAUGAUUAAUCGCACUGCGUGCAUCGACUGAUUUUCGAGCGCUAUUCUAUCUAUUAUUGAAAAAAAUAAUCUGAUAUCCCGUCCUGCAUUCAGACAGAGCUCCUUCAAACCCAUUGACAGAUAAAGAAACAUUGACAGAACCCAUCAAAAUUACGGACUUCUUUUAAGAUGCACUGGGCAGCAUAAAAAUUUGCUACGAUUCUAAAUCAUUGGGGUUUCCUAUCACUUUUACGGUACCAAUUCGAUGCUUUAUCUACAGCGCCGCCUCUUUCAUUGAAUCUG